AUGUACGCCAUCACCCCGGGGCCCAAUACGCCGAAUGACCUGCUUGUUUCCAGCACGUCGACGGGCGAGUGCCCUGGUGUUUUGACCGGAGGCUCACUGCGAAAACUGCUCUCGACAAAUCCACCAAUGACCGCCUCUGGAUGGACUGAAAAUGCGGAGGCAGACAAUUCUUGGCAUGCGGGGGGUUCACUCCAGGAUGGCGGAGAUGGAGCAGUUCGAGAGGAGAACGGAGAAAUGAGAUGCUCGGCCCUCGUUCGCCCGACUUGCGAAGCCAGACGGAGUAUAUUGACCGGUGGGAUUGCAGGUCUUCUCACAAACCCUUUACUUCGCGUCUCAACCUCCUCCAGAAAAAGUCAGAGCUCAAGUGGCGGCUCCCGAUUUACCUCUCCUAGGGGUCCUUUGCGUGAUAGGAUCCCUCCGGUUCUCGUGCGAUGCGACCCAGUGGGGAUGCUGAUGGUUCAAUUGAUGCAAAGGCGCGACCGGAGCGCAUCCGGCGGAGUGGCCGGGGGUCGCUCCGAACAUGUCUUGCCGAGCAACACCCAACCUUGGGAUGCGUACGAAUCAGCGAUGCCAAUCGGCAAUGACAGUCGUGGGGCCGGCACUUGGAUCGCGGAUUUGGGAGGUGGAGCCGCGGGUGUCAUGGCCACCGUUGUUGGCGGAUGCGCUAUGAUUCCGAUCAUUGGUAUUCAAUUCGUGGCCGUCAGUUCUGAGAAAUACUAA
Molecule: messenger RNA, 720 nt
Organism: Penicillium canariense
Lineage: Eukaryota; Fungi; Ascomycota; Eurotiomycetes; Eurotiales; Aspergillaceae
Exons: 3
Coding region: 1-720 (239 amino acids)
Source: RefSeq, a predicted model, not a curated record